CCAAAAGAAAAAACUCUUUCUUUCUCUUCUCUGUUCGUCUCCCUCAGAUCUCUUCUUCUUUCUCUUCUCUCUCCAUACCACUCUCACCAACCCACCACCAUAACCAUUACUAUAAACCCUCUCUUCUCCACAAAACAAAACCCACUUUUUUUUUCUUUCUCAAUAUCCCCCUGCUUUGGCUGAGUUGAUUGAUCCAUUGGAAGAUAAUGAAAUAAGUGGCGUCAAGGGAUGUGCGUUUUGUGGCGGGCUUGGUGAUCGUAUCCGCGAUUGUCCAAAAUUAGAACAUCAGAUGAGUGUGGCAAUUGCAAAUAAUAGGAAGGAUUAUUUUGAAUCUGGAGGUUACAGAGGAGAAAUUUGAAAGACGCCAGUCCCUUGUUUACUGAUUUUUCUUUUAAUGCAACUGGCUUGUCUGCAGGUUGAGCAUGCUAAGUCUUAGCUGUUGCACGCGACAUUGAUCUACACUUUUUGUUGCAUAGAGUUGAAGUUAGAGGGGGAAAUGGGAAAGUUAGCUCUUGCAGCAAUAGUGAGCUCAUGGGUUGUUCCUAUCACCAUAAUGGUCAAUCACAUAGUUCCUGAACCAUAUAUGGAUGAGAUAUUUCAUAUACCACAGGCUCAGCAGUACUGCAAGGGAAAUUUUGGAAGUUGGGACCCUAUGAUUACCACCCCUCCUGGCCUGUACUAUCUUUCACUUGCCCAUAUUGCUUCUUUGUUUCCAGGCUUUUUCUGUGUAGAAGCUUCAUCAUCAUUUACUGAUAUGUGUUCUGCUGCCAUUCUUCGAUCAAUCAAUGGUGUCUUAGCAGUCAUAUGCAGCAUAAUUCUGUACGACAUCAUUAUUCACUUGAAGCCAACACUUGGUGAUAGAAAGGCAAUGCUUCAUGCUGUUGUCCUAUCCUUGUAUCCCCUUCACUGGUUCUUCACUUUUCUUUAUUAUACGGAUGUUGCAUCCGUUACCGCAGUGCUGGCUAUGUAUCUUGCAAGUUUGAAAAAGAAUUAUUGGUUAAGUGCAUUGGUUGGAGCCUUUGCAGUUGUUGUUCGACAAACAAAUAUUAUAUGGGUCCUUUUUGUUGCAUGCAUUGGUAUAAUUGAUAUGUCUCUGAUGCACGGAAAGGGCAAUGCAAAAACAGCCAAGUCAGAUGUAUCAAUUGAGCAUGAUUUCACAUGUGCUACUGGUACAGGGGCAAAGGGUUCAAAUCUGAAAAGGCGAAAGUCCUCUGUUAAAGCUGUAAAUACUGCUGAGCACACUUUGCCUAAAACAAAUGCAUCUUCUCCUUCCUUCUGUUCAGAUUUGGUUAAUGAAAUUUGGGCAUUACUAUUAACAUUAUGGCGUAUGAAGUGGGAGCUUUUAAUUUCAUUUAGCCCCUUUCUCAUCGUGUUGAUGGCGUUUCUUUUAUUUGUCUAUUGGAAUGGAAGUAUUGUUCUAGGUGCAAAAGAAGCACAUGCUGUUACCCCACAUUUUGCUCAGAUACUAUACUUUAGUUUAGUUUCUGUUUUGGCUCAGGCUCCCAUGCAUUUUACUUUCACCCAUGCUGUGGACCUGUUUCAGUCAUUUUGGAGAAGUAGGCCCCUUAGUUACAUUCAGAUGUUUCUGGCCCUUAUUGCUGGCAUUUUCUCUGUACACUUUUUCAGUGUAGCUCAUCCGUACCUUCUUGCCGAUAAUCGGCAUUACCCUUUCUAUCUCUGGAGGAAAGUCAUCAUGGCUCACUGGUCAAUUAAAUAUCUUCUGGUGCCAGUUUACAUGUAUUCAUGGUUUUCAAUCAUCCAUAUGUUGGGGAAAGUUAGAAGUAAGUUAUGGAUAUUGGCAUAUUUCUUGGCUACAGCUGCUGUUCUUGUACCAGCUCCACUCAUAGAGUUCCGAUAUUACACCAUACCGUUCUAUUUCUUGGUACUUCACUGUAACAUUAGGGAUGAUCAACAAUGGCUUCUUACAGGAAUGCUAUAUGUUGGUGUUAAUAUCUUUACAAUGAUUAUGUUUUUGUUUCGGCCAUUUCAUUGGGAUCAUGAGCCUGGGAUUCAAAGGUUUAUAUGGUGACUUACUUUAAUGUGUUAUUAAAAAUUAAAUCAAAGAAUUGAUUUCACUUUCAUACAAUUUAAGUAUUUGACCUGCACAAAA
Medicago truncatula (barrel medic) is the source of this 2110-nucleotide messenger RNA. Its product is annotated as dol-P-Glc:Glc(2)Man(9)GlcNAc(2)-PP-Dol alpha-1,2-glucosyltransferase. Gene Ontology annotation, molecular function: dolichyl pyrophosphate Glc2Man9GlcNAc2 alpha-1,2-glucosyltransferase activity. Gene Ontology annotation, biological process: protein N-linked glycosylation; dolichol-linked oligosaccharide biosynthetic process. The transcript has 9 exons. NCBI's taxonomy places the organism in Eukaryota, Viridiplantae, Streptophyta, Magnoliopsida, Fabales, Fabaceae. Gene Ontology annotation, cellular component: endoplasmic reticulum. The coding region runs from base 497 to 2029 and encodes 510 amino acids. The record is from RefSeq and is a predicted model, not a curated record.